AUGGGCGAAUCAUUCACGAUUCAGAUCAGCAGCGACUUAGUUAGGAACCUUGUGGACGAUGGUGAGAAGGUAAAAAAGAAAACGAGGAAGCCAAAACCUAAAAUCAGCCGAGAGCCACCACAGGUGCCAGCUGGCAGUUCAAAUUUGACCGGCUGGCCCAUUCAGCCUCCUAUGUACCUUCCGACUCCACCUCAUCAAAAGCCCUCGAACGCAGAUCUUGAUGCAAUCUGCUCGGCUCUUGAGGCAAGCGAGAGGGUCGUGGAGAGGCUGAAGAAACAGGAGGAGAACAUGCUGAACGAGGUCACUCAAAGGGCGAAAGAACUUCACGAAAAGGAGUUUAAGCUCCCCAAUCGCAAACCGAUGCCGUGUUUGGAUGAAAAAGAUGCGUGCCUGAAAUGCUACAAGGAAAACAUGAAUGACCCGUUGAAAUGUGGCCAGUUGGUCGAGGGUUUUGCGGAAUGUGCGCGCAGGGUUAGGCAGCAAGUUGGUACUACUGAGAAUAAGUAG
Molecule: messenger RNA, 507 nt
Organism: Striga asiatica
Lineage: Eukaryota; Viridiplantae; Streptophyta; Magnoliopsida; Lamiales; Orobanchaceae
Source: the annotation of a GenBank genome assembly